Erythranthe guttata (spotted monkey flower) is the source of this 2128-nucleotide messenger RNA. The record is from RefSeq and is a predicted model, not a curated record. Lineage: Eukaryota; Viridiplantae; Streptophyta; Magnoliopsida; Lamiales; Phrymaceae.
AUGAAAAAUUGUGCUACGAAGAAAGUUUCCAAGAAACGAAAACGUGUUAAGGGGAUUACACAAACAUCUGAGGCUAACAAUACCGAUAUGGAAGCACGCGAUGAUACAUUUGUCAAUAGUUCUCAUGUUUCUGAACCCGAUGUACCAAGAUCCACUACUGAAUUGGUCCAACAAGAUGCACCAAUAUCACAAGAUUCAACAUUGGACGUGAAGGGACGUAAGAAAACCAGAGGUCCAACCAGAAUGAAACAUAUUGCAAUGGAUCCAGGGAGUAGGAUACAUGUCGAAUUUACUAACAGGGGUGAACCGUGUGGAAAGGGGUCAGUUACCCUAUCAUCUUAUUUAAGUCCACUAGUACGGGAGCACGUUCCUGUAACGCUGCAUGAUUGGAGAAAGCUCGGUGAUGACAAAAAAAUAGUUUUGUGGAAAUCGAUACAGGCACGAUUCGACAUUGACGAGGAGUGGCAGAACACAAUUGUUUUUAAGUCAAUGGGAUGUUUAUGGAGGGCUUCAAAGUCAAGGUUAGUCAAACAAAUACAAUUGGCAAAGAAUGAGGAUGAAAGACUAGAACUACGACCGAAUAACAUUCACAGUAUGAUGGAGUGGAAAAGGUUUAUCAAAGAGAAAACAAGUCAAACAUUUAAGAAAAAGAAUAGUGCAGACCCGUCUUCUGUAUCUAGGGUCGAUGUUUGGAUUAGGUCACGCACAAGAAAGGAUGGUCAACCAGUAAACACAUCAGUUUCAGAAACUAUUGAGAAGCUCAAUAAAUUUGAAAAUGAGUCACCAUCGUCUUCAAUUAAUAUCAGGGAUGAUUAUCUUUCCAAAGUUUUGGGACAAGACAAAUAUGGUCGAUUUAGAGGAAUGGGAAGAGGAAUGACCAUUAGUAAAUUGAUGUUGUUCAGUGCAAAUGAGAAGUAUAUAUCACAAAUGGAAAAUAGGAUAACACAAUUGGAGAACUUGAUCAAGAAGAAUAAUGUUAAUCAAAGUGAAGAAGCGGACAAAGCAUCUUCGAAGGAUGAUCAUUCCGACUCAAAUCAAGUUUGCAAGUUAGUAGAUUGGAGAGGAACAAAUGAAAUUGUUGCCGAAGGAUGUGUUAUAUCAAUUGAUCCAAAAGAACUCGUCGGUGGAAUUCCCCUUGGACCUGAUGCAAUGAAAGUUUUGGUUGAUAUUCUAAUAAAACCAGAUGCUUUUUUGUGGAGGCCUACUAUUAAUAUGAGCCUUAUUCAACACGCUCAGGAUAAGAUAAUAGCUUGGCCUGCUGAGAGCGUUAUUUUGCAAGUUCAGCAAGAGUCUAAUGAACGAGACAACGUAUCUCCUAAUUCGAGUAACUCAAGGAACAAAUGCAAAUUGAUUGAUUGGAGGAGAGGGAAAGAUGAAUUGGUUGCAGAAGGUCGUUUACAUUCGGAUGACCCAAAUGCAUUAAUAAAUGAUAUUCCUCUUGGGCCAAACGCCAUGAUAGUUUGGGUGGAUGUUCCAAAAAGUCCUGAAGCAUGUUUAUGGCGGUCUACAUCACAGAUGUCACUUAUCACACAUGCAAUCAACUCUACAAUAGCUUGGCCUGCGGAUAAAGUCAUAAUGGAAUCGAAUUCAGAAAGCGAAGGAAAUAUUUCAUCCCCUGUGGUAAGAAGUUGUCUGUGUUUAUGCAUAUACAUACAAAUUGUGAAUAUGAAUCUUAUUUUAUUCUCUUUUUUAUGUUUUAUGAUUUGUCAUGUUUGAUUUAUUAGAGUGUGAACACUAACAAUGUAAAGAAGUGCAAAUUAUUGGAUGUUACUGGAUCUGGUAGAAUAGUUGCAGAAGGACGAUGGUCCUCAAGUGAUCCGAAACAAGUUGUUCAUUUUGUUCCCCUGGGUCCUAAUGCAACGAGUGUUUGGAUCGAUACUCCAAAAAUCCCCAGUGCGUCGCUUUGGAGGUCUACAUCAGAGAUGGAGUUUAUUGACGAUGCCAUCGGCUCUAUAGUAGCAUGGCCCACGGAUAAAGUAUUAUUAGUUUAAACCUCUGGUAAGUAAUAUAACAAUUUUUUUCUUUUUUGGAGAAAUGUAUUUGUGACUUGCAUGUCCUCUUACCUUUAAGAAAAUCUUUAUAUAUAUUUAAUAUCGAGAAAACUUAUAUAUAGAUCGCGUUAUAGUUG